AAUUGGCGCCCCUUUUCCCCUCUUCGCAAUUCAAGUAUGUAUCCUCCUGCUGCUGCUUCUCCCCCUCCGCCAAACAAUUUUCACACAGUACACACACACGCACAGUAUGCUUCCACGCAAACGACCGUCCAAGCCCAAGCUCAACAGUCCCUUCGUUCCCCCUUUCGCCAAGCCCCUACCCGCCAAGCGCCUUAAACCAACAGCCUCCACCGCAAAUGUACCCGCUCCAGCCGAGCGCAGAACGACGCCGUCUCCUCAGAGCCAAGGCCCAAUUGACAAAAUGGUGGUCGUGUUGGCGGAAGCCGGCUGCACGCUGCUAAACCCAGCCGGACCUCCGUGCCUCCCCUCCGAUCUCUACGGCUUCCGCCAGCGUCUCGAUUCACUGUUCUCCGAUGAUACCUCGCUGCGGUCUCAGUUCCUCAAGGGCUUCUCCGAGCAUAUUUCGUCCGUCGCCAAUUUGCGCCGGGUCUUGUUGCCUACUCAACAGGAUGGAUUUGGAUCGGUAACAAGUGAAAGCCUAAUCAGAGUAUUGUUACUGGUUAAGUGCAUCCAGCAAGACCUUUUGGACAUGUUGCUCGAGAAACUUCCCGAGUAUUUUGAUGGGGACUCUAAUGCGAAUGGUUCUGGACUCACACACUCCUCGUGUCUCUAUGAUGAUGUAGCAAGGCUUAUACUGAACCAGUUCCGGUGGCUUGACUUUCUCGUAUGUUCCGAGGGAUUUGUCGAGAAACUUCUACAGGUCUUAUCAAUUUGCCCCCAUCAUCUGAAGAAAGAGAUAAUAGAGGCGCUACCUGAGAUCAUAGGUGACCAGAAUAAUGAGACUGUUGUUAGUUCACUUCAGCAGAUGCUCCAGGAGGACUCAUCUAUUAUUGUUCCGGUGCUCGACUCGUUUUCCAAUCUCAAGUUGGACGAUUUGUUGCAAGACCAGGUGAUUACGAUAGCUCUAUCCUGCAUACGGACCAUUGAUAUCGAGCACAUGCCCUAUCUUCUUAGAUAUUUGCUUCUUUCCGCGAAGGCGUUAAAUGCUAGGCGAAUAUUCUCGCAUAUACGUGAACAGCUGAAGUUUUUGGGAGCUUCUCACGCACGAACCUCGCAGCGUAGCAAACUUAAAGGAAAAGCAGUUGUGGACAAUACAGAAGCUUCAAUUCUUGAUUCUCUUAGAUCUAGCUUGCGCUUCAAAAAUAUUCUUUGUAUGGAGUUGCUUAAAGAACUGAAAAGCUUGGAGGAAGCUUGUGAUCAUAAAGUGAUAGACAUAUGGUUACUUACACUCAUAUUCAUGAACAGUGAAUCUUUGCAUAGGAGUGUUGAAAAGUUGUUCAAGAAGAAAAUUGUUGAAGGUUGUUUUGACGAUCAUAUGUUUGAUCAGUGCAUUCAUGGUAUCAAAGAUUUGCCGAAGGAUUUUCUACGCACGUUUCUAUCACUAUCUGCGUACUUGUUGGGUUGCAAAGAACAAAGGGCUCAGGAAUUUGGUAUCCACAUUUAUAUAUGUCUAUUUGAAGAAUUUGAUGAUGCUUACACAAGACAAGAAGUUCUAGGGGCAUUACUUACUCAUGUGGGCUCUGGUAUAUGCUAUGAAGUAAGUGCUGCUUUAGACGCUAUGGUUAAGCUGGCCUCUAAGAAGUCCCAGGAGUUGAUUUCACUUUCAUCAUAUAUAACAGGUAUCUUGGAUUACUUGGAGGGCUUUAGUGUUGCGAGUCUCCACAAGGUGUAUGAACUUUUCAUAUGCCUUGCAGUAUCUGCUCAAUCUUGCACACAACCUUAUGGAUGUUCUAUCGCGAAUGAGCUUCUAAUGAUAUUGAGAAAACAGAUAAAUAACUCUGAUCUGAUAUAUAAGAAGAUGGGCCUCAUUGGAACAGUGAAGCUAGUUGCCUCCAUUGGAGAUAUAAAUAACACCUCCCUCCCACAUCUAUCACUAAGGUCAAACCACGAGGAAGCUGUGGAACUCUUGAAGUUAUCUUUGGAUUCUUGCAAACAGCUGCCGUUACCAUCGGCUUUCUUUUAUGAAGAACUGAUUUUAACUUUGCAAAGCAAAACACUUCAUCCAACUAUUAUGGAAUGGGUUGGCAAACAAGUUAUAGAGUUUGAGUCAACAUAUUUAUCAGAUCUGGAUAGAGGAAAUUUGGCUGUUUCAGACUUGUCUUAUAGUUUGGAAGGUGAAGUGUGGAUGAACCUUGAUGGUGAUAUAUCUCCUAUAUGCUUAAACAUUUUACCACUUGUUUUCCCAUUGUGUAGACCCACUUCGCCAUUGCAAGUUCUUCCUACAAAAUUUGUGUUACUUUCUGUGGUUGAGAGAUUGGCGAACCAAGGAUCACUUGGAGGCAUUGAUGCUCUUCUUGGUUGUCCAUUUCACCUUCCUUCCUCCAAGCUGUUCUCUGAACUCUCUUGGUUGUCUUUAACUGCAAAGCAAAAGCAGAUUGCUAUACUCUCGCUAUAUUAUGCGGAUAACUGGAUGAGAGAACUGCUAAAUGUCUUUUCAAGGCAAGUUGUUGAGGAGUGCAACUCCAUAAGCCAAGCAACGAAGGAAGACAUAAUUAUUAAACUAUUGAAACGCUUGAGAAACCUUGUGUAUGUUGAGUGCAUAUUGGACAAUUUUCUCAAAAAACACCCAAUUCUUCUGCCCGAGCUCUAUCCACAUUUUGAGUUGUCACCAACCAUUGAGUUUGACAAUGCGAAGGAACCAGAAAGCAUGAGUGAGACUCUUAAAGAGAGUAAAAGCAGCUCGCAAAGUAAAAGAAGAAGCAAAGGGAAGUCGUCAUUGCCGUCAUCCAACUCAAAUGAUGAGGAUAAGUCCAGGCAGCCAACAAUAGUUGACUUGUGGAAGAAAGCUGGUGCUACACCAAGCCAAGAAGCUACCAAAGAAGAUGUAUCUAUAACGUCCUCAAAGGCCACACAAUCUGAAUCUGAAGGAAAUCAGGCUGACAAAUAUAGUACAUCAGAAGAUAUUGAAAUUUCUGCAUAUUUAAAGUGUUUAGAAGUACAAAAAUACAAAUUCAGGCCCCUUUCAUUUGAUUGUCUUUCCCUACUUGCGCACCUAGAGAAAGAUCAAGAUUCUUGUUGUGCAGACCCAUCCGCCAAGUUGCCUCUUCAUUUGUAUCUCAUGCGUGAUCUUCACCAAAAGCUGUUGUGCUCAAGUCCCUCAAGAAAACAAAACUCAGCAAAAGGUUCCAAUGCUUCAGCUGGAUUGCUUGGACUGCAAACCAAUGAUUUCAUAAGAAAGAUACCACCUUUGUUUCCAUAUCUUAGGAAAAACUUUGACAGUGCAAGGCACAUUCUUAGAGAAGGUUCUGAAACUUGUCAAGAACACUGGAAAGAGCAGUGUAGAUUGGCUGCAAACCCAGAGAUCAUCAACACGAGCAUUUCUGCAUCCCCAGCCCUUACUUCUAUUUCAGUUUUUAAAGAGACACUUCUCUGCUUUGGAAAGAUACUUCAUCUGGCAGUUUCUCUGAAGGAGAAAACCAUCCUCUCAGGUCUUCUUCAGGCCUUCCAACCAAUGGACACACCUGAUUGCUUUUUCCAAGGACUCGAACCGGUUCCUUCACCAGGGAAUACAGAUUAUUUAUAUUGUGGUGCUUAUAGUUUCCUUGGAGCUGUCUUUGAUGUGGAAAUCGAAUUCUCUUUUACACUCGCUUUUGAGGUCUUGCUGACUCUAGAGGUGAUGAUUACGUCUAUUCGUAUGAUCCUCGGUGGAUCCAUAUGCCAAAAUGGAAAGGAUGCAUGCACGGGAUUUAACAACGAAAUUGUUCCUUUUCUCUGCAACAAACUAGAGAGUUAUGCUGAAAAACUCUUAAAGCACAAUUGUGUCAAGGAUGAUGUUGAUGGUAGUUCAAAAGCGAAAGGGGAAAUGAUCCACAAGAUACUCCGUAUCUACUUGGGAAACUGCCAAUCAACUUCCGAUACGUUGAAUAAGCUUGCCCGCUCUAUUUUACCUAAGUUUAGGAGGCAAAAAGAAAUUGUAGGGAAAUAUUAUGACUGUGACCUCAUAGUUCGAUGUGGUAGUCAUAUUCCCUCAAAUGCUUUUGGGGAUGAGUUCUACCCAAAGCCCAUUUAUCAUGGUAUCAGAGCAGCCGAGUUUGUUUGUUUGGAGGCGAUGUUGGGGUUGGACCCUACCCAUUUGGUAUCUUCAUCUUCUUCUGUAACUGCAUUAGAGGGUGACAAUGAUGAUAAUGAGACUUUUCCUACACUCUGCUCUGCAACAAUAAUGGUCUGGUAUCGAGUAAUGCUUGAGGAGAACAUUUCCACUCUCAUCAAUUUGGCUAAGGAAAUUGCAUCCCAAGAGAAGCCAAGAGGUGGUCUCAAACCCGAAAAUGUAGAGAGUUUCCUCGAGAGAAUUCUGCAGUCUGUAGAUGUGUUUGUAUCCUUAAUAAAUGUGUGCAGAGAUAAUGACAAGGUGAGUGUUCAUGCAAUGGCUGUCAAGUACGGCGGGAAGUUCAUUGAUUCCUUCCUUAAAGGGAUGUUGUAUUAUGAUUGUCUAGUAAGCCAAUUCUUUUGCUCUCCAGUUUUUAAUUUCUUAAAGGCCCAGUUUCAGAUGCACAAGGACCUCAUUCUUAAUUUGAUAAGAGAGCUCCAGAAAGCAACAAGGACCAUUCAGACACUAUGUUCAGAAGCAAAGGGCUCAAAACAAACUUCUAUAACUGGAAAAAUUCCCGCCACAAAGAGAUCUAUGGAACGAUUUCUGUUUCACGUCAAGGCUCUUCUUUAUGAAACCCCGAGUGGAUGCUCAUUUUGGAUGGGCAAUCUAAAGCAUAAGGAUUUGACGGGACAUCUAGUUAGCUCUCAAGCAUACUUGGAUACAAAUGAUGAUGAUACAGACGAUAAUCAUGCAGAAACCAUUAUUGAAGACCAAGAGAAUCCCCCAGAAGCUAUUGUUGAAGAUCAACCAACGAAUGUGUCCAGUCCAUAAAAUAGGAAUUGGAUAUAAAAGGUACAGAAAGGGUCUCUGUUGAUGAUAAUUUUGAUAUGGUGAUAUGUGAUGGGCAAAGCUUUUAGCUUUGUUCAUCUCCUUUUGGUGCCAUGACAGCACAAAUGAAUGGCGAGAAUUUAACCAUUCCCAUGGACAAAAGCAGUAAAGUGAUUUGUGUUAGAUAUUUGCAACAUUAUGAAUUGGCAUCUGGAAUGUGAAUCUCUUUGCGGUGAAUGCACUAUAUCUGGAGAUAUAUGUAAUAUAUUGGCUUUCUGUAAAACAGAAAUGAAAAAGAACAAAAAAAAAAA
This is a messenger RNA of Striga asiatica, 5208 nucleotides long. The record is from the annotation of a GenBank genome assembly. Lineage: Eukaryota; Viridiplantae; Streptophyta; Magnoliopsida; Lamiales; Orobanchaceae.